Messenger RNA from Mucor mucedo, 1649 nucleotides. Its product is annotated as diacylglycerol acyltransferase DGAT2. The transcript has 3 exons. NCBI's taxonomy places the organism in Eukaryota, Fungi, Mucoromycota, Mucoromycetes, Mucorales, Mucoraceae. Gene Ontology annotation, biological process: triglyceride biosynthetic process. The record is from RefSeq and is a predicted model, not a curated record. Gene Ontology annotation, molecular function: diacylglycerol O-acyltransferase activity. Bases 102 to 1568 code for a protein of 488 amino acids. Gene Ontology annotation, cellular component: endoplasmic reticulum membrane.
AACGGUGUUUCAAACGAUUGACUUUUUAAAGAAAAAAAGAACGAGUACUCUACUUGCUUUUUUUUUCUUCUUUCUUGUUAUUAUACAUUGUUAUUGACAACAUGGCGAGUAUAAGAAGAAAGCCUUUAAAGGUAGUCACCGACAGUGAAGAUGAUCAGUCUGAUUCCAGACAAAGAAGAGAUUUGCACAUUACAAAAAGAGUGUCGACAAUAACAGAAGAAAAGGAGGAGAAGAAAAAGAAGGUGUAUCAAGGGUUUUCACAUACGUUGCCAAUUCAUACACUUACCAAAGCUUCUGUCCUGUCUAAAGAAGCACCACCUGAGAACUACAGUGGUUUCCUCCGACUAGGCAUGCUUGUUUUGGGUGCUAGUAAUAUCAGAUUGGUGAUUGAAAAUUGGAUGAAAUACGGCUUGUUGAUUGGAAUUCCCCAUAGUUAUAUACCCUUGAGAGAUUAUGGACUCUUCUUUUUAGCGUGGCUCUGUAUUCCUCUUAGUUUGGGUAUUUCGCUAGUGGUUGAGUAUGGUAUGGGUAAAUUGGCCAUUCAUGCUAAAGAUGCAAAGGCCGACUUUUUGAACAAAUUGACGAUUUUGGAAAGAGUGGUUGCGCUUACACAUGUUUCACAUCUGGUCUUUUUAUUGACAUUCCCCUCGUACAUUGCCUAUACACAAAUCUACCACCCAGUCGUGGGAUCGGGGCUGAUCGUGAUUUGUUUAGUAUCAUUUUUGAAAUUGACAUCAUUUGCUUUGGUGAAUAAUGAAUUGAGACAAGGAUUUGUGGAUGGAAAAGUGGAAGAGUUUUACACUGCAGAUGUUGCUUAUCCUAACAAUGUGAACGCCAAAAACUUAUUAUACUUCUUUUUUGCACCCACCCUGUGCUACCAACCUUCCUAUCCUCGCUCACCUGUGUUUCGAAAGACUUUCUUUAUGAAACGUGUAGGGGAAUUAAUUACCUGUCUCGUCAUGAUGUACGUUCUUACUGAACAAUACGCCAAACCCACCUUGGCCAACUCUAUCAAGGCAUUAGAAGAAAAGAAUUACGUGACCAUUAUCGAACGUGUCUUAAAAUUAUCUACUACAGCUGUUGUCAUUUGGUUACUCAUGUUUUAUGCUUUAUUUCAUGCUUUUUUGAAUGCUCUCAGUGAGGUACUUCGAUUUGGUGAUCGUACGUUUUAUUUGGCUUGGUGGAAUUCAGGUAAUUUGGCCACAUAUUGGAGACUCUGGAACAGACCUGUCUAUCUCUUCUUUAAGAGACAUGUGUAUAUCCCCGCUGUUCAACGUGGUGUACCACCUGCUGCCUGUCAAUUGCUCGUCUUCUUGAUCUCGGCCAUCUUGCAUGAGGUCUUGGUAGGUAUCCCCACUCAUUCUAUCACUGGUUUUGCCUUCUUUGGCAUGUUGGGUCAAAUCCCAUUAAUUGCUAUUACUCACCCCUUGGAGAAAUGGAGAGGUAAAGGCACCGCGCUUGGAAAUACCAUCUUUUGGAUCGUCUUUUGUGUUGUUGGUCAACCUACCAUUGCACUCCUGUAUUACUAUCAAUGGACUGCUAACCAUAAAAUCGUUACAGCUUCAUAGAUAUACUUUUUUUUUUCGUGUGAAUAAACAUGUCAAUCCCCUUUUUAGGAAAAUUUCGGAUGACAUAUUUUGAAAAUCCAA